Danio aesculapii is the source of this 598-nucleotide messenger RNA. RefSeq names its product monocyte chemotactic protein 1B-like. The transcript is spliced from 3 exons. The coding region runs from base 16 to 306 and encodes 96 amino acids. Gene Ontology annotation, biological process: inflammatory response; positive regulation of ERK1 and ERK2 cascade; positive regulation of GTPase activity. Gene Ontology annotation, cellular component: extracellular region. NCBI's taxonomy places the organism in Eukaryota, Metazoa, Chordata, Actinopteri, Cypriniformes, Danionidae. Gene Ontology annotation, molecular function: CCR chemokine receptor binding; chemokine activity. The record is from RefSeq and is a predicted model, not a curated record.
GUUUGAUGAAUCAACAUGACCGGACAGAUUUUCACAGCUUGUGUUUUGGUGGUCAUUUUCAGGUCCAUCAGCGUGUUUGCAGAUGGACCUCCGGUGAGUUGUUGCUUCAGACUUGGAGACAGAAGACCACAUUUGGACAAAAUAUUGAACUACAGAAUACAAACUAAAGAAAUGUGUCCGAUAAGAGCGGUCUUGUUCCAGACGGUCGCUGGGAAGACGCUCUGUUCUAAACCUGAAAGUAGCUGGACAAAGAGUGCUAUGUGGAAGGUGGAUGAAGACCAGAGGAAGCUGAGAGCAGGAUCCUGAAGCUGUGGAGGGAGCUUCAGUAGACGAACGCAGAGGAACAGAAGAUCCAAUAACAGCAGAAAUACCACUAAACAGCAGAGUUACAACAACAAUGCUGACGAGUGAACAAAAGAACUCCCAGACAACCGCAAAUGUCCAAUAGAAGGUUAAAGGAAAAAUAUCAGGAAAGAGAUGUGUUAAAGGACAAAAAUAGUGAGUUUAAAUGGUUUUGCCAUUGGUCAGUUUUGUUUUAUGGUUUUGUCUGAUAUGAAAAAUGGAAUUGUUGUUAAAAUUGUUGUAAUCUCUGCCUGUA